AUGUCGUCAACAAAUGCUGUCCUCCCAGAAAAGGUAGGGGGAGUACACCUCAGCCUCGAACCGGGAUAUAAUGGAGCUAUUCGGGCGAGCGCAGCCGUCCUAGGACAUUGGCGCCGCGCCAUCGUCACCAUGUACGAGAAGAAAACCCGCCGUAUCAUCUCGUGCACGACAUUCGUCGAAUAUCCGGCGGGGAAGAUGACGCUCGAGACAGCAAAGCAAAGCCUCCGGUUUGAGUUGGGACAAGGAGUCGUCCAUUCGCGCUACUCGCUCACGUUCAACGUAGCCAAGACCCACACCGCCAACGUUGACAACCAUUACAGGCGUACCCAUGCACGCAGGCCCAGGCUUGAGGGCGCCGUUGGGAGUAUCCACCGCUCCUUCAUCUUUGAUCCUCGUCCCCGCCCUCACAUCUACGGCUCCAGGGCGACGUCAAGCAGCUGCGAGCAACCCACGCAUGGCGAUGACGACGUCGUCGUCGAAGGCGGCCACGGCAAGGCCGCGAUGCGCCCUAUCCAACACCCUGGACAGCGAUGGGCGUAG
Messenger RNA from Pleurotus ostreatus (oyster mushroom), 540 nucleotides. RefSeq lists its product as uncharacterized. The coding region runs from base 1 to 540 and encodes 179 amino acids. NCBI's taxonomy places the organism in Eukaryota, Fungi, Basidiomycota, Agaricomycetes, Agaricales, Pleurotaceae. The transcript has 3 exons. The record is from RefSeq and is a predicted model, not a curated record.